Messenger RNA from Phodopus roborovskii (desert hamster), 1948 nucleotides. RefSeq names its product Zic family member 2 (gene Zic2). Gene Ontology annotation, biological process: central nervous system development; regulation of transcription by RNA polymerase II. The transcript is spliced from 3 exons. Bases 70 to 1656 code for a protein of 528 amino acids. Gene Ontology annotation, molecular function: RNA polymerase II cis-regulatory region sequence-specific DNA binding; DNA-binding transcription factor activity, RNA polymerase II-specific. Gene Ontology annotation, cellular component: nucleus. Lineage: Eukaryota; Metazoa; Chordata; Mammalia; Rodentia; Cricetidae. The record is from RefSeq and is a predicted model, not a curated record.
GCCGAUCGGGAGAGGGAACCGAGGCGGCGGGGCUCACCCGGGCCGACAGGUCGGCCGGGCGCGCUGGCCAUGCUUCUAGACGCGGGGCCGCAGUUCCCGGCCAUCGGGGUGGGCAGCUUCGCGCGCCACCACCAUCAUUCGGCAGCGGCUGCAGCGGCUGCGGCCGCCGAGAUGCAGGACCGGGAGCUGAGCCUGGCGGCGGCUCAGAACGGCUUCGUGGACUCGGCCGCAGCGCACAUGGGCGCCUUCAAGCUCAACCCCGGGGCGCACGAACUGUCUCCUGGUCAGAGUUCGGCGUUCACGUCGCAAGGACCGGGUGCUUACCCGGGCUCGGCUGCGGCUGCCGCUGCUGCCGCGGCACUAGGGCCCCACGCCGCGCACGUUGGCUCCUACUCCGGCCCUCCCUUUAAUUCCACCCGGGACUUCCUGUUCCGCAGCCGCGGCUUCGGGGACUCGGCGCCGGGAGGCGGCCAGCAUGGGCUCUUUGGACCGGGCGCGGGCGGCCUGCACCACGCGCACUCGGACGCGCAGGGCCACCUCCUCUUCCCGGGCCUCCCGGAGCAGCACGGGCCGCACGGCUCUCAGAACGUGCUCAACGGGCAAAUGCGCCUGGGGCUGCCGGGAGAAGUUUUCGGACGCUCGGAGCAGUACCGCCAAGUGGCCAGCCCGCGGACCGACCCCUAUUCGGCGGCUCAGCUUCACAACCAGUACGGCCCGAUGAAUAUGAACAUGGGGAUGAACAUGGCAGCGGCCGCAGCCCACCACCACCACCAUCACCACCACCCUGGUGCCUUUUUCCGCUACAUGCGACAGCAGUGCAUCAAGCAGGAGCUCAUCUGCAAGUGGAUUGACCCCGAGCAGCUAAGCAACCCCAAGAAAAGCUGCAACAAAACUUUCAGCACCAUGCACGAGCUGGUGACCCACGUCUCCGUGGAGCACGUCGGCGGCCCAGAGCAGAGCAACCACGUCUGCUUCUGGGAGGAAUGUCCACGCGAGGGCAAGCCCUUCAAGGCCAAAUACAAACUGGUCAACCACAUCCGUGUGCACACCGGAGAGAAACCCUUUCCCUGUCCUUUUCCGGGCUGCGGCAAGGUCUUCGCGCGCUCCGAGAACCUCAAGAUCCACAAAAGAACCCACACAGGGGAGAAACCUUUCCAGUGUGAGUUCGAGGGCUGUGACCGGCGCUUCGCCAACAGCAGCGACAGAAAGAAGCACAUGCAUGUCCACACCUCAGAUAAGCCCUAUCUCUGCAAGAUGUGCGACAAGUCCUACACGCACCCGAGCUCCUUGCGGAAGCACAUGAAGGUCCAUGAGUCCUCCCCUCAGGGCUCCGAGUCCUCCCCGGCUGCCAGCUCUGGCUACGAGUCGUCCACGCCCCCAGGGUUGGUGUCCCCCAGCGCAGAGCCGCAAAGCAGCUCCAACCUGUCUCCGGCAGCGGCGGCGGCGGCGGCUGCAGCGGCGGCGGCGGCAGCCGCGGUGUCCGCCGUGCACCGAGGCGCUGGCUCUGGCAGCAGCGGCUCCGGAGGCGGCUCCGCCACAGGCAGCGGCGGGGGCGGCGGGGCGGGCGGCGGGGGAGGCGGCAGCUCUGGAGGGGGCAGCGGGACAGCCGGAGGCCACAGCGGCCUCUCUUCCAACUUCAAUGAAUGGUACGUGUGAGGGGCCAGGCCUUUCUCCCAUUCCGUGUUGUCUCCUCCACCACAGCCCUCCCAAAACCCACCGAGGGCACUCUAGGAUCGUGUUGUUAAAAUCAUGAAUCUGAUUUUUAUGGUGAUGAAAAAGAUUUUACCAGCAGAAGGAUUUUUAAAAGUUUGUUUUUUUUUUUAAAUGAAAAACAAUCUAGGCAUGAAAAGCAAAAUCUCUCUGUGUCUCUGAAGCUAAAAACAUAAAAUAAAAAUUUUAAGAAAAUAAACUCCAAAAAUAUAGAGCCAAACUUCCUAGCAACCCCCCC